Calidris pugnax (ruff) is the source of this 3407-nucleotide messenger RNA. RefSeq names its product PPARGC1 and ESRR induced regulator, muscle 1 (gene PERM1). Gene Ontology annotation, cellular component: nucleus; cytoplasm. The transcript has 4 exons. The coding region runs from base 329 to 2542 and encodes 737 amino acids. NCBI's taxonomy places the organism in Eukaryota, Metazoa, Chordata, Aves, Charadriiformes, Scolopacidae. The record is from RefSeq and is a predicted model, not a curated record. Gene Ontology annotation, biological process: regulation of DNA-templated transcription; response to muscle activity.
CAGGCAGAGAGCAGAAGGGAGCAGUGGGCAUCAGGAGUGGUCCUGAGACCCCAGAAGCUGUGGGACAGAAAAGCAUUGGCUGGCACCCUCAUAUCUUCCCCACCAGCUUCUAUAUAUGGGCCUGCCCUCUCCGGACCCAUCACACCCGGAUCUCAAGUGACACACUGGGGAGGGAGAAGGGGGGUGUCUAUUUUUAGCCCCUGAAUGGAUCUGUCCUGGAGCCGAGCUCUCUGCCCCCGUCAAGGGUACAGCAUCAUGUUGUGCUGGGAGGAUUUUCCUUCGCGGCUCUUUGAAUGGCUCCAUCACCGCCUUAGGUUGUGGUACAGGCAUGGAUAACUUCGAGUACAGCAUCCAGCUGAACGACAGGGACUGGGCUGAGUUCUUGCUGGCGUCGGAGGAAUGCGACCUCAAGCCGGCCGCCCUGGCCACGGCCGAGGAGCAGUGUCUCAGUGACAUUGAACAAGGGGACGGCGUGCCGGGGAGGGACUGCCACGCCAGCACCAACGGGCAGAUCGCAGCCAGGGUGGGCAGCGGGCCAGGGCCUGGCACGGGAUCCUCUCCCCCACGUGGGGUGACCGGAGACGCCUCUUUGCGCUGGCCGGCCGGCGGGCACCUUGCCCUGCCGGAGCUUCUCUCGGGCAGCGAGGACGAAGCGGACCUGGGCUCGGUCGGCAGGUUUCUGUGCGAGAGCGACAAGCUCGGCUGCCCUUCUCUUGCUCCGAUGCCCAGUGCCCAGGGGAGGCAGCCCCUGUGUCCCCCCGCAGCCACCCCGGCCAGCCAGGCUGGUGGCACAGCCGAGAGCAGCCCAGGGCAGGACACAGCAUGUGAAGCGGCAGCACCGCAGCCGGCAUCGCCGUCGGAGAAGGGAGCCACCAUGGAGCCCCCCAGCCCCCCAGCUGGAGCCCCCGAACAGGGAGGGGACGCAGGAGGGGGACAGCCCCGUGGCAGCCCGGUGGUGGCACAGCCAGGGUCUCUGGUGCAGCGCAGCUCGCGGGCACCGGCUACCCCCCCGGAGGGUUCGGCGAAGAAAAGUCCUGGCAGCGCUGCCCGCUCGGAGCCCGGGAUACGGGGACCCCCACCUGAGCAGCCCCCCAGCCCAGCCCUGGAGACUGCACCCAAAGCACCCAGCGUCCCGGCGCGGGAGGAGGCCAGCGGGGAGAGAGCGGGUGGCGAGCCCGGCUCCCCGGCUGGUUCCCCUGAUGUGGUGAGGCCCAAGGUGCCAGGACUCGGCAGAAAGAGCCGCAAGCAACGUGGAACCGGUGCCGCCGAGGCAGCCCAGGGGGACAGGGAGCCUGCGGGGGCUGCGGCACAGGGGGCUGGCGUAGCCACGAAGGCACCUUUGAGCUCCCCACUGUCCUCACGGAAGAGCAAAGGGAAGGAGAAGGCAGCCAAGCCACCCCUGGUGAAGCUGGGGAGCGAGGAGGCAGCGGAGAGCAAACGGCCGGGGCCCAGCCCUAGCACGGAGGAGGGUGAUGCGGCCGUGAGCGCUCCCCCGAAGCAGAAGGUGAAGGAACCGGGGGCACAGUCCCCAGGGAAGGCAAAAGCCACCAAACACUCAAAGCCAGGGCAGGCUGGUGGCUCGGGCGUACGUGACAAUGUGCCGGUGAUCCCUGCCAGCGGAGCUGCGGCUCCUCCGGGAGAGCCGUGCCAGGAGGUGCUAGAGAAGCCUCUCCAUCCCAAGAGCGUGGCUGCUUUUGGAGGGGAUGCUGCUGAGGGAGCUGAUGGGGAGCCUUCAGCCGAGACCCCCAGGGAGCUGGGCCCCCCUUGCUUGGCAUCCGGGGCCUUUUCAAGAGCAGAAUCCCUGGACGUGACUUGGCCUGAGAUGUACGACUAUUUGUUCUGUGACUCCCAAGGGGAAGAAGAGGGAAUGGAGAACUCAGUGGAGGGGGAGAAAGUACCCUUGGAAAGGGAAAUAUCCUUGCCUGAACUGUAUGAGUAUUUUUUCAAUGAACCAGAAGGAACCAGGAAAAAAGGCAAGGGUAAAGACAGGAAGCGAAAGAAGUUCAGCAGCUUGGACCACACUCAGCUGCAAAAUGAGGAUCCCGACUCGUCUCUGGUCACAGACUCUGUGGUUAUCUCCGUCCCUGAGGUGUAUGAACACUUCUUUCCAGAUGGGCCUAGGAACAGGGCAGGCUGGAGAAAGAUUUUCUCCAUCACUCCAGGCUCUGAGGUGAAGAAAGCUGUGGGGGCAUUGAAGUCCCUCCUGCAAAAGCAUCUCAGCAGAGGCCAAGCUCCAGCCCCCCAGACUCUCUUGCGGAGAGGGUCCGGAGAGAAGCUCUCCCUCGUCCCGGUGGGAAGAAACCAGGAACGGCCAGAAGCUUUGGACAUGGCCCUUGCUCUCAGAGGGAAUCCCGAGGCUCCGCUGACGUUGACCCACAAAGACAUGUGCCUCGUCUUCUGCGCCUUUGCCUCCUGGGCAGUGAAGACCUCCGACCUGCAGGCUCCAGAUGCCUGGAAGACCAUGUUCCUGGCAAGUUUUGGCACGCUUUCUGCCAUCCGCUACUUCCGAAGGCAGGUCAGAGAAGGACACCCCCGGACCUAGGCUCAGCCCCCUCCACAGGUGCUGCCCGGGGACAGGCGAGGACGGCGGAGGCAGAGACCGGGGACUUCGUUCUUGGGCAGUGUGAGGAGCCUGGAUCCCAGCACCAAGACUUCUCUGGACCCAUCCCUAAAGGGGACAGGAAUGUCACAGGAAGCAGGAUCCUUCUGGUGACAGUCAUUUGCAAUACGGUAGGCAGUUUGUACCUGUACUGGACAGAAGAGGAGCCCGGCGUGGGCUGGCUCUGUUCUUUCUUUGCACACUUCUUGCAUACUUGUGCUAUCUCCUAGGAGUAGUCACAGUGUCUGUUCCAGGGCGCUGCUUGUCCGUCCUCCCUGCUGAAGUCACCUGGUGGCAAAAGGAAGGGGCUGAGGUGGUGGAGGGAGGAAAGAGCAAAAGAAAUCAGGGAAGUGCUUCGUUCCUAUGAAAGGGUUGGAGUUUCUGUGAAGGGAAGAGAGGAGACAGCUUCGGGGAAGAGCUGUUUCUGUCCAAACAUGGUGCUCUGCUGAGCGUGUGCUGGCUGCACACAGAGAGCAGCUAAAGGGGGAUGGAGGGGCCGCUGGCUUGGCAAGGCCCGGGGCUCCCGUGACCGGUUUGGCUCACUGCAGGAGGACUCAUCCUCUUGGAUUUCACUCCAAGAAGUCACGGCUCUGUCUAAUGAUUCAGGAGGCUGAGAUAGGGUUUCUGUUGCAUGUGGCCACCUCAGCCCUGCUGAGCCAGAGCUGUGGAUGUGGGGGUCUGUCCCUGUGGGUGAGGAGCACCCAUUACAAGGACACAUUUCACUCCUGUAGGUAGACCAUGGGCAGGGGUCAACCAGCUAGAGCCAGGGAAGGGGCAAGCAGGAGAGACCUGCAGGAGGAUGUGCAGG